AUGUCUACUGCUGUAGCACCUCCAGUCCUCGCCUCAUUGCCAGCGCUUGACCGGAACCCGAGUCCUAGGAGCUAUCCUCCUCUGGCACCCUCAACCUCCACAUUAGCCAGAGAGCGAUCCAACGAGAGACAGAUGCCUUCAGAGCCUACCAAUGGGUUUAAUCCCAACGAGCGAACUCCCUCGGAUGGCAAACGAUCUCCAAAAUCUCGUGGUAGUGCGGGACAUCCUAAAAUCGUCGUCAAGAAAGAGCCUCCUGCUUCCCCCUCUCUUCAACCCAGCACACGUCACCGACCAAAGAAGUUGGACUUGAACACGAACACCAGCUCAAUCGCAAAUGGCAUCAACUCCCGCCCCUCGGCAACUCCCAUGACGGCAGGUGGUGGUUUGGUACUUCACGACGUUGGUUUGGCUUGCCUCUCACCUGGCUUUCAGACCCAAGACCCGGCGAUGCGGGAACAAUUAGAGCGGAGCAUUUCGGUCCGAGACCAGCAACGAUCUAUCAUCCAGGCAAGGCUCCUGAAGUCUGCUCGCGGCGAUCCUUCAGAUCCAGGAAAGUCCACAGAAGAAUCAUCCAAUGGACCAAAGACCACCGGCAAUAACUCCAAGAAGCGGCCCCCACCUGGUUUGUCAAUUGUUCCUCCGGCCGCAGAGCGAUUUGCCAACGAGCGGGUUGUUCAAUCUGCACCUCUGAAUCAGACUUUCACCGGCAGAGAUGCCGCCCCUCCGUCGAGGCAGAUCAACAACCAACCAUCCAACCUCUCCCAACAUUCCCAAAUUCAACAUGUGCCUGCUAUCCAGACCAGCAACCGCCUUCCUCCAAUCUCUGACGUUUUCGCUGCGAACGAGCUGAACCCGGGACCCAACCGACCUCCAUUCUUACAUGCCAACUCAACUCCUUCGCAGUCACAUGGGCCUCCUCUUCCAUCUCCUGGCUUUCCGCCACAGACUGCUCAUCCCAUGUCUCAACAUCAGGCCGCACAGUAUGAUCGAUCUAGAGAAUAUAGGUCGGCGGAAGACGCUGUACAUGAAAUGACCGGAGGGCGAGAGGACCUCCUGCCCAAGAUUGUCCAUUAUGGUGGACAUCAACCCCCCACACCACCCUCGCCACACCCAGGGCGGAAAGACAACUUGACACCGAAUAAAUAUCAUCCUGGGAGCAUUCCCACCAGCCGACGACGAAGUCGGAACGAGUACGAAGGGUCCAGCCCUCCUUUGGGUUCUGGACGAGAGCGAAUUCGAUACAGUGGCCCCUUUGGCGAGGGGCGUGAUAGUCCUGCCACUCAACGGGCUAAGAAGGAGGAAUUUCUUUCCCUUUGUUCGAGAGCCUGGGACCUGUUCCAUUCUUGA
This is a messenger RNA of Exophiala aquamarina CBS 119918, 1347 nucleotides long. RefSeq lists its product as uncharacterized. The transcript is spliced from 2 exons. NCBI's taxonomy places the organism in Eukaryota, Fungi, Ascomycota, Eurotiomycetes, Chaetothyriales, Herpotrichiellaceae. The coding region runs from base 1 to 1347 and encodes 448 amino acids. The record is from RefSeq and is a predicted model, not a curated record.